AUGAUGGUGUCGAGAACUAUAAUACUUAUCGCACUAGUACUCAUUUUAAUGGCAACAUGGAGUCAGGCUUUUAGAUUACUCGUAUUUUUCCCUAUAUAUUCCAAGAGUCACAGCAUCUUAGGUCAAGGUGUGGUCAGUAGACUUUUGGAAGCUGGACAUGAGGUUGUACAUAUUACUUCGUUUCCACGUGACAAGCCCGUUGCAAAUCUAACAGAAAUAAGUUUAGAGGAAUUGGGAAAACGGAUGAAGGCAGAAUCUGAAAAACAUGAUACCUUUAAACUUAAAAAUCUUGUUGGUACUGGUAACUUCGGGGAUUCCUUUUUAUUUAUAAACGUUGUAUAUGAAAUACAUAAGAAUAUAUUAGCAGAUCCUCUUCUAAUAAAUUUCCUAAAAGAUCCAAAACAGACAUUCGAUGCUGUGAUACUUGAGUGGUUUUUCGCUGAUGAGAUUGCUGGAAUUGCUCCACUGUUUCAAUGUCCGCUAAUUUGGUUCGGUUCAACAGAAGCCCACUGGCAAAUCCUACAGCUAAUGGACGAUGUUCCUAACCCUUCAUACAACGUUGACUUGUUUUCGGCUAGCAGGCCACCACUCAGUUUUUGGGAAAGAUUGAAUGAACUGUAUAUAAUGAUUAAAAAAAUGAUUAUAUAUGGAGUUUACGUAGUACCAUUAGAAAAAAAGAUAUAUGAUGAUUUAUUUCCAAAAAUUGCUGCUGAACGAGGUGUAAGCAUACCGUCGUAUAAUGAAGCUAUAUAUAAUGGGUCAUUCUUGCUAAUUAAUUCUCACCCAUCUAUAGGGAGUCCGUACCGACUGCCGCAAAAUGUUAAAUAUAUUGCUGGGUAUCAUAUUGAUUCUAAAGUAAAACCUUUGCCUAAGGAGUUACAAAAAAUAAUGGAUGAGACAAAAGAUGGAGUAAUAUACUUUAGUAUGGGUAGUAACAUAAGGAGUAUGGAUAUGUCCGACCACAUGAAGGGCACACUACUUCAAAUGUUUGGAAAGUUAAAACAAACUGUAAUUUGGAAAUUUGAAGGAGACUUAGAUAAUGUUCCAAAAAAUGUACAUUUAGUUAAAUGGGCUCCACAACAGAGUUUACUUUCUCACCCCAACUUAAAAAUUUUCAUAACUCACGGUGGCCAGCUUUCAACAACUGAAGCAAUACAUUUUGGAGUUCCUGUCAUAGGUAUACCAGUUUUCGGAGACCAGUAUGUGAAUAUGAGAUCUGUUGCGAAUAAAGGAUUUGGUAUCAUUGUUACUUUGGCUGAAGAUAUGGCGAAUAAACUACGUGCUGCUAUUGAGGAAAUGCUUAUAAAUACAUCCUACAAAACAAAAGCGAAUGAAUUGUCAUACAUUUAUCACAAUCGAAUGCAAACAGCGGGGGAUGAAUUGGUCUUCUGGAUAGAACAUGUGGCACACACCAAAGGUGCCCCUCAUUUAAGAUCGCCGGCAAUGACAAUACCGUUUUACAAAAGAUUCUACCUCGAUCUUCUUUUUAUAUCACUAUUAUUAUUAAUAGUUUUAGUAAAAAUUACAAAAAUAUUUAUUUGUAAAAUCUUUAAAACAAAAAAAUCCAAGAAAGAGAAGAAAAAU
Molecule: messenger RNA, 1584 nt
Organism: Brenthis ino (lesser marbled fritillary)
Lineage: Eukaryota; Metazoa; Arthropoda; Insecta; Lepidoptera; Nymphalidae
Source: the annotation of a GenBank genome assembly